This is a messenger RNA of Juglans regia (Persian walnut), 474 nucleotides long. RefSeq lists its product as uncharacterized. The record is from RefSeq and is a predicted model, not a curated record. The transcript is spliced from 2 exons. Gene Ontology annotation, cellular component: endoplasmic reticulum; endoplasmic reticulum membrane. Gene Ontology annotation, biological process: endoplasmic reticulum to Golgi vesicle-mediated transport; intracellular protein transport. Lineage: Eukaryota; Viridiplantae; Streptophyta; Magnoliopsida; Fagales; Juglandaceae. Bases 37 to 393 code for a protein of 118 amino acids.
AAGAACCUAAAGUUAAUUUGUUUGUGAUUAGCAAAGAUGAUUCAUCUAAUGUUUACGCUUGUAUUGGCGGAAAUGGCAUUGAUUCUGACCCUCUUGUUCAGAACCCCACUAAGGAAGCUGGUGAUGAUGGGUUUGGACAGGUUGAAACAGGGACGAGGUCGUUUGGUUGCAAAUACCGUGGCUGCAACAAUGACGUUGCUCUUUAGCUCCAUCAUAUAUCAUGCAACCAUAAUCCAUAAACGUUCGGCAGAAGCCAGCAUGGUUAAUCCAACUGAGGAGGUUCUUAUGGCACAACGUCAAUUGGAAGCCUGUCUUAUAGGAUUCUCCCUAUUCCUUGCACUGAUAAUAGACAGACUAUAUUAUCUUAUCAAAAAAAAGAGCUGUAUCUACUGAGGAUGAGCUUGGAGGCUGCUAUAAUAUUGCACCAGGCAGGUUAGUGCAAAAGGCAAGUGGGGUGGGGAUCGAGAAGACCAA